Cornus florida is the source of this 2186-nucleotide messenger RNA. Its product is annotated as pre-mRNA-processing factor 19. Gene Ontology annotation, biological process: DNA repair; protein ubiquitination; mRNA splicing, via spliceosome. Bases 115 to 1689 code for a protein of 524 amino acids. Gene Ontology annotation, molecular function: protein binding; ubiquitin protein ligase activity. NCBI's taxonomy places the organism in Eukaryota, Viridiplantae, Streptophyta, Magnoliopsida, Cornales, Cornaceae. Gene Ontology annotation, cellular component: U2-type catalytic step 1 spliceosome; cytoplasm; Prp19 complex. The record is from RefSeq and is a predicted model, not a curated record. The transcript has 18 exons.
CUUUUAUUUUCGCAUCCCUCUCAUUCCUCCCCUUCUCUCUCUCUUCGACAGCUCUUGUCUCAGAACUGCGGCGAAGAACGGCUGAGCUCAACAGAAACCCUAUCUCUCAGCACAAUGAACUGUUCAAUCUCCGGUGAGGUGCCGGAAGAGCCGGUUGUUUCAAAGAAGUCCGGGUUACUGUACGAGAAGCGAUUAAUCGAAAGACAUAUAUCAGAUUAUGGAAAAUGCCCUAUUACCGGGGAGCCUUUAAAUAUGGAUGACAUUGUUCCAAUCAAGACCGGCAAGAUAGUGAAGCCAAGACCAGUACAAGCUGCAAGCAUUCCUGGGAUGCUUGGAAUGUUCCAGAUUGAAUGGGAUGGUCUGAUGCUAUCCAAUUUUGCAUUGGAGCAACAACUACAUACAGCAAGGCAAGAACUAAGUCAUUCUCUGUACCAGCACGAUGCCGCUUGCCGUGUAAUUGCAAGACUAAAGAAAGAAAGGGAUGAUGCAAGAUCCUUUCUGGCGCAGGCAGAAAGACAGAUACCCAUGUCAGCAUCAGCAGUGCCUAUUGCUAAUGCUUCUGCUUUGAGCAAUGGGAAAAGAGCUGCUGAUGAUGACGAGAUGGACUCUGGAGGAAAGAGAAUCCGUCCAGGAAUUUCUUCUAGCAUAAUUUCAGAGCUAACUGAUUGUAAUGCAGCACUCUCGCAGCAGCGGAAAAAGCGGCAGAUUCCUCCAACGUUGGCUCCCAUUGAUGCUUUGGAGAGGUACACCCAACUCAAUAGUUAUCCACUUCACAAAACCAACAAACCUGGCAUCUUAUCUGUGGAUAUCCAUUACACCAAGGAUAUAAUUGCAACCGGCGGGGUUGAUACAAAUGCUGUACUCUUUGAUCGACCUUCAGGAGAGAUUUUAUCGACACUCAGUGGUCAUUCAAAGAAGGUUACCAGUGUCAAAUUUGUAACUCAGGGUGAUUUGGUUGUUACUGGUUCAGCAGAUAAGAGUGUGCGUAUAUGGCAAGGAUCUGAAAAUGGGAACUACGAUUGUAGGCACAUCUUGAAGGAUCAUACUGCAGAGGUGCAAGCUGUCACCGUCCAUGCCACCAAUAACUACUUUGUGACUGCUUCUCUUGAUAGCACAUGGUGCUUCUACGAUCUUUCAUCUGGUUUAUGCCUCUCACAGGUUCCAGAUGCUUCGAGUUCUGAGGGUUAUACAUCUGCUGCUUUUCAUCCUGAUGGUCUCAUUUUGGGAACAGGUACCUCAGGAUCACUGGUUAAAAUUUGGGAUGUAAAAAGUCAGGCAAAUGUAGCAAGAUUUGAUGGGCAUGUCGGUGCAGUAACUGCCAUAUCAUUCUCAGAAAAUGGCUACUUCCUAGCAACUGCAGCUCAUGAUGGUGUUAAGCUGUGGGAUCUACGCAAACUGAGGAACUUCCGGACCUUUACGCCAUAUGAUGAAAGUACACCAACACAAUCUGUGGAAUUUGACCAUAGCGGAAGUUACCUUGCACUUGCUGGCUCAGAUAUAAGGGUUUAUCAAGUUGCAAAUGUCAAGUCUGAAUGGAAUUGUAUCAAAACCUUCCCUGAUUUGUCUGGCACAGGCAAAGCAACUUGUGCAAAAUUUGGUCCAGAUGCAAAAUAUAUUGCCGUUGGAUCAAUGGAUCGCAAUCUCCGCAUAUUUGGCCUUCCAGGGGAGGAUGGUCCUUUAGAGUCUUAGUGCCUCUACGUCAACCCUAGUCAGUGGAACUUGUGAUAUUUCCUGUAAUCUGCUACUGCAGCAUCAAGUGUAUUUUAUGGGCUGAAGAGAGUUUUUGGAGUCUCCUGUUUAUCAUAUCUACCUAUUUGCUUAGGCUUAAUUCUUCCAUUCCAAGAUGAUGAUGAAGGGCAACCAAGCCAGUGUAACCAAUGGGAAUUUGCAGCAGCAUCCUUAGGCGUCGUCGGCAGUUGAAUCAAGAAGUUGGAGGCAAUAUGUAUCACUAGUAUCAUCAAAGUUCUCUCAUUUUCAUUUUGUCACACUGCAAUUCAAUUUGCCCUGAGAAGAAGAGUCGUUGGGUUACGAUAGCCGGUUAAACUGCAGCAUCUGGUGAUGAUAUGGUGACUUGUUCUAUAUUAAGAUCCGUUACUUUUUUAAACACCAUCCUAGCAUAUGUAAUUGAUACAUUAAUUUGAGUGCUCACAUAUUUAUUUUUAUCGGAUUUUUUAAUAGCUAGUAAA